UGUGGUGGUGGUGGUGGAGGGGAUGGGGAACCAGGUGGGAGGGAGGAGGAGGCGGCGGCCGGCGGUGGAGGAGAGGUACACGCGGCCGCAGGGGCUGUACCCGCACCCGGACAUCGACCUCAAGAAGCUGCGCCGGCUCAUCCUCGAGGCCAAGCUGGCCCCCUGCUACCCUGGCUCCGACGACCACCGCGCCGACCUCGAGGAGUGCCCCAUCUGCUUCCUGUUCUAUCCCAGCCUCAACCGGUCCAAGUGCUGCGCUAAAGGAAUUUGCACGGAGUGUUUCCUCCAGAUGAGGACGCCUACCUCUUGCCGGCCGACGCAGUGCCCUUACUGCAAAAUGUCGAGUUAUGCGGUUGAGUACCGCGGCGUCAAGACGAAGGAGGAAAAGGGCAAUGAGCAGAUUGAGGAGCAGAGGGUGAUUGAGGCGCAGAUCAGGAUGCGGCAGCAGGAGCUCCAGGAUGAUGCUGAGCGGAUGAAGAAGAAGCAGACUGAUGCUUUGACCAAUGCAGUAACAACUGUACAAGUUGAACAUUGUGAUACUGGUGGCGCAUCCACCAUAGUUGAAAGCAGUGGGCCGGACAAUGAUAUGCUCUCAUCUCAAGUGCAUCAUGCAGAGUUGCUGUUGAAGACUUCUGAACGCUUAAAGCAGCUGCGGAAUAAUAAUCUCGACAUGGAUCUUGAAGAAGUUAUGCUUGUCGAAGCACUUUGGCUUUCUAUGCAGGAUCAGGAUGCCUUGGAAAAUCCAACCUGUGCUAACGCUGUCUCGCCAAUACUUCCUCCAAGAAGCUUUGAUGGGUCCAUUACGAUUCCAGCUGAAGCAGCUUCUUCCAGUAAUGGAUUUGCUUGUGCAGUCGCAGCGUUAGCCGAGCAACAGCAAAUGUAUGGAGAAACUUCUAGCACUGCUACUUGCCACUCGUCGAGAUGUGAUAUUCUCAGCAGGUCAGACAGAUCGUUUACGGAGGAUCUGACCGUAAACGGGAGUGGUUCCUCAGGCACUAGGUCUGAAGAACCAUCGAGCACCAGAGCACGCCAAGCAAGAGACGGUGCAGAGUAUUCUAAUGAGCGGUGGUCAGAGUUGGCCGAGGCCAGUAGCAGCUUUAACGGUUCUGAUCUUACAAUAGAGGCUGGAGCUGCCAAUUCAGGUGGAUCGGACAUUGGUUCAGGCGGUAUUCCUGAUACUUUUGAAGAACAGAUGAUGCUGGCCAUGGCUCUUUCAUUGGCUGAUUCUAGGGCCAAGGCUAGUUCUCCAGGGUUAACUUGGCGGUAGCAUUUGGCAGUGGUUUACUCCUUUUAUUAUUGUUAUUUUUUGUUUCAGCUGGGUAGUAUUGUUCCUAGAAUUCCUUUUGUCACAUACAAAACAUAGGACUAAAGGCAAAACAGAUAAGGGAAAAAAAAAAGCUAGGCUUGGAGGUUGUGAAUAUAGUGGGAUAAAAAUGCACAUUUGCAGUCUUCUUUGCCCUUUGUUCAUUAUCUUCUUUCUUUCUUCAGAAAGAUUGAUUCCUUGAUGAUGUUGCAGACAUGGUGUAAAUACAAAAUAUGAAAAAGAUUCUAUCUUCUUGUUCUGGUGAUCUUCCUGAACCACACUGUAUACAUCUAUGAUCUACUGAGUUGUCCGUUCCUAGAAUGAAAUCAAGCAAACAGCUUUAUUCA
Messenger RNA from Oryza brachyantha (malo sina), 1650 nucleotides. Its product is annotated as E3 ubiquitin-protein ligase GW2-like. The record is from RefSeq and is a predicted model, not a curated record. Gene Ontology annotation, cellular component: cytoplasm. The transcript has 8 exons. Lineage: Eukaryota; Viridiplantae; Streptophyta; Magnoliopsida; Poales; Poaceae. Bases 23 to 1267 code for a protein of 414 amino acids.